This is a messenger RNA of Hemibagrus wyckioides, 2446 nucleotides long. It is a transcript of the gene ccdc24, whose product is annotated as coiled-coil domain containing 24. The transcript has 9 exons. NCBI's taxonomy places the organism in Eukaryota, Metazoa, Chordata, Actinopteri, Siluriformes, Bagridae. The record is from RefSeq and is a predicted model, not a curated record. Bases 76 to 1335 code for a protein of 419 amino acids.
GUUUGUUCCUAGCAACGCACUGUUUACAUGGUGCAGGAAGCGGAGAGGAAAUUGGAGGUUACAGAAUGAUGUUAAAUGAAUGAUGCCGGUGGCUUAAUGGAGCCUUUCCAGAAUCAGCAGAGUGUAUGGAGCCUGAUAAAGGAGUGUGUGCCAGACUCAGAGCUUCCUGAGAUAAGGGCUAUACUCGGGGAUGCACUCAUAGACAUGUACACAGAAAUCUACUCUGAGGUUCAGCUGUGGGAGCAGAUGUGGCAUGAAGUGCAUGAUGGGAAAUCCCAGAUGCCUCAUUCCUCUCUUGCUGACCCUCCAGCUGUUAAAGAGCUGCUGCGUUCAGAGCUCCAGCUGCUGCUGCUAAGUUUGAGACAGGAAGCUACAACACUGGGCAGAGAUGAAGCUGAAGUCAUGUCCCGGUACAGUCCCAGGGUGGUGAGUUAUGCACUCAGUACAGAGAGACAGCGAAGUCCAGACAACUUUGAAUGUACAACACCAACUAGUAGGCCUGAGUCCAGAAGGUCAAGCUCAAGGCUCUCGUCUCACUCCAGCAUUGAAGAGGAAAUUCAAGCUCUGCGGCACAAACUGAACAUCACUCACAUAGACGAAGUUGUGUCCCAUCUAAGGUCAGUUCUUACAGAGGAGUGUGAAGUUCUGAAAAAUGAUGUUCAAUUGCUGCAGGAGAGUGUAGAGUUGGAAUAUUUGAAGCAAAGCGGCUUCAUGGAGCCCACUCUUACAGAGCUGAAAAAGGAACGCAGACUUAUCCAGCAAGACUUGGAAGCCUUGAAUUUGAUGAAAGAAUCCACAUGCGCACGUGGCCUGAAGUCUGAUGUUUCUCAGAUUGACAGCAGGGAAAUGAAGUUGACAGGUUUGGCAGGUAACUCGGAGAAGAAGCAGUCACCAGUCUCACCUAGAACAGAGUUUCUUCAACCAAAGCCUCCUCCAGCUGUAGCACCACCACAUGAGAACAGAACCAGGCACAGACUUUCUCUCAAGGCUACACAGCUUUCAGGGACAUCCCCAAAACAUGCACAACUUCAGGGAGUGGAUCCGGAGAACGUCCAUAUUCACUCAGUGCCACGAAUGAACUCGGCUGCAGUGGAGAGUUCUUCAAGUGAGUCAGAAAUUGCAUUUGUAGGAUCUGCAAACUGUAGACUUAAAUAUGGAGCACUGGCUGGGCAUUUAGGAGCUGCCCCGAUAUCACUGGUACCUGCCCCACCUCCUGCAGUGCAGAGAGCCAGCAGCAGGGGGCAGAGGGUGGGCAGACGCCUGGCACAUCAUCAGACAGGAAACCUGCUCAGUGCUACCAGCUCCAUAUUCUCCGAGAUAAAAGUACUCAAGUGAGACAUUAUUUACAUUAGAAACUUACAAAGCAGUUGUUUAAUAAAGACACCAUGUUUACACACUUAUUUCAUUCAAUGCAGUUAAACAGCUUCAGUUAUUCCACAAAGGACACACAGACAUUUGAUCUUUAAAAUAAACUUUAUUUACCAUUUGAAAUUGAACCAUUUAAGAUACACAGCUGACAUGACUAAGACAAUGUUUGAUGCAAUUUGGCCCUAAGAUUCCAAAGACAUGGUUAGACAUGUUUGAUAGAAAGUUCUGAGCUCAUUGUGCUUUACUCUGCUUCCCUGCCCUCACAGUAAUUUCACCAGGAUGUGACCGUAGUCGACAGUACAGUAGAGGACACAGACCUGCAUUUUAUUUUAUUUUUUUUAUUCCUCAUAAAUUUUGAGUAGUAUAGAUUGGGUAGGGUCGUAAAUAUAUGGUGCUAUUGAGUAACAUAAAAGUGACAUUGUAAAGUGCUGUAACAACAUGAAAAUACAAGAUAAUGCAGUCUGUUGCAUUAUAAGGUGAGCAGAAACAGCUGCAUAAAAACAAACAAACCCAAAAAAAAUCACAGUUUUAGUUUUUGUCAUUGUCCAAAUAAGAUGUAGUGUGUAUUAAUACUUGGCAAACCCACAAACUAUAUUUAUAGUGGAAAUGAAUAACACAGAGAUGAGCAGCUCAGAUAUUCAAACCAGGGGUAAAACAUGUCACGGUGUGUUAAAAUAUCUCUAUCGGGAGAUUUUGCAGCGACCGUGCAACUUUAGGGCUUGUGACGCUCCGGUUAAUUCAGCAAAACAACUGCAUGAUGUUAUGUAUUAAAUGGACUAAUCAGUUCAAAGCUACAGGUUAGUAGGAGUCCAUCAUCCACUUUUAAACGUUCGUCGAACCUUUGGAAAUUUAUAGAAACACCUCAGUUUCCAGUCUAACUAAUGUUUAAAUUCUCACUAGUUUAACAUGGUUUGUUGAAGCCAAUCAGCAUACACAUUUUAGUUCAGGUUUAAACAUGCCUGAUGAAUAUUAGGCACAAAAUAAAUCCCUGUGUGUGUAAAGGGGCAGGGAGAACCUGUCAGGCUUAAUUAUGGUAAAAAAAACAAAUAUUUUGGCCAUAUUUUGAUUUAGAUUUUCU